Paramuricea clavata is the source of this 20018-nucleotide messenger RNA. Lineage: Eukaryota; Metazoa; Cnidaria; Anthozoa; Malacalcyonacea; Plexauridae. The record is from the annotation of a GenBank genome assembly.
CAAAACUAAUCUUUAUGGUAAGUCAACCGAUUUAAUGCUCAUCUCAUUUACAAUUUUCACCAGUCACCACAAGGAAAGUUUUUCUUUGCUUUUUAUUUCUCAUGCUGAUUGCUAACUUGCUGAAUCAGUCCUGAUUCAUCAUCAUGAAUUCUCAUGAAUUAUUUAUAAAUUAAAUCAUUUGAUUUUCAAAAUUCAACUUUCACUUCGGUUUACAUUUCAUGUUAUCAACUCAAACAAACUGGCAAUCUGUCAUCAAAUAUAUACACGACACGUAACACGUAUAUACUACCAACACUGUACAUUAUAUUUAUAUUAUAUUGAAUUUGAAUAAUGCAUGAGGUCAGUGACUCAGUGUUCAGGAGUGUGCCUGGUCUGCCUGACACUGACAGCCUGUAGUGUUGUAGGCUGUGAACCUGUGGUCAUUGGACAUUGGGUCAUAUUCCAGAAAACAUCCGGCAUACCACCCCCACGGAGGAAAUAGGAUGUUAACCCCCCUACCCCCUUCAGAUGUCUAGCUAAUACAUUUACUAUUAACAGAAACAAUUUUUUCUACCCUCCCCCUCGGGACGGCAGAAAUUUCCUCCAUGGGGGGAGUAUGGAUCUUUUCUGGAACGACCCAUAUUUGUAAUUUGUAAAUAUCAAAUUCAAAAUUAGUAAUAAACUUUUGUUGUUUUGUAAUUUGGAAUUGUACAGAAGAGCAAUAACAAAGAGUCAGAUGGUCUUGCAGCUGGUCUUGAAAAAAAUCAAGCUAAAUUUUCAAUUUUCUUUAGAUUUUUUUAAAAAUAGAUUUUAUAAUAUUAAUAUUAAUAGCAGUAGUAAUCAUAAUAACAAUAAUAGUAAUGGUAAUAAUAAUGAUAAUAAUAAUAACACUAAUAAAAAUAAUAAUAACAACAAUAAUAACAACAAUAACAAUAAUAAUAAUAAUAACUUGUUUAUAAAUUUACAAGCCAAGAUUGAUUGUCUGUCAUGUCUGACUCUGACCGACUCAUUAGUAUCAUCUUUAAAACAAAGGUUUCUAGUAUAUAGAAUGCAGAAUGGAAUAAAAUAUGAUAAGUUCUUUGAAAUGGCGAACCACGAACUCCAAUUGUUUCCUGUCCUGCAAAGACAAGACACCGGAUGAAUACAAAAGCUUGUUGUAUAUGAAUUUUCAUGUCCGGGUUGCCAAAGCAACUACAUUGGUAAAACAGGCCGCUGUCUAUACACUCACUGUCAGGUGUCUUAAAGAGCAUAGCACACGAGAAAACUCGGAAAUCAACGCCCACACCAACUGUUGCGAACAUUUUCAGCACAUCAAAUCCCUUAUGGAACUUUCACCUGACUUAACUAACCCUAUAAACACUAAUUUAACUGAACUAAUAUUUAGGAACUGUAAAAUAAUUGAUAGGUCAGACCACUGGUCUCUGUUGUUAUUUAAGGAGUCUCUUGCUAUACGCAGACGAAAACCUGAUCUCAACCACGGUGCGAAAUUAGCUUCCAAAGAACUUAUCAUAUUUCAUGUACUAUUUAAAGCUCCGCCUUUCUUGGCUUUAUAAUAGCUGCAUCUGUAAUUUUACACUAUUCUUAAUCCUGAGGAUGACUACAAACAGUAGCAUAGCCAGCCCGACGAUUUAGUCCCGCUAUGCAAAUAUUUUCGUGUUCAACGACUGUGAAAACAAUCAAUUUCUAAAGAAAUGAAUAAUGAUAAUAAUUUUGAAUUUGCAUAGCGGGACUAAAUUGUCGGGCUGGCUACGCCACUGACUACAAACUAGUCGAAACGUCGAUUAAAAAUCAAAAUGUUAUUCGGAGUUACUGUUAUUUUGUAUUUUCUUAAAAUACUGAGUGGUUCCCAUAAUUAUUGUAAUGAGAUGUGUUUACUAGUAUUAUAAUAUAUACACCGUGGAUACAUGUCCCAAUUACUCCCAACAUCUUAUGACUAUUUAUGCAAUACAGUAUUAUGCAUGUGUAUAUGGUAGAUACAACAUUCACGUUUUUGACAAUAAAUUACUUGAACUGACUAUAGUACCUUAGUAAUAGAACCUAGUAAUUUGGCAGAUAAAUCUGCUGCUGCAGCUGAAAUCAACAAGGGAAACAGUGAUAAAUAUAGUUUAAAUAUUCAAACCUUUACAAAAUUAUGGGAGUCUAAGUUUCUCCUGAGUUUUAGUAACAAGUUUAGAGCAGACAUUACAGAUCUCAAAUUUUGAGGCUAUAUGCACCCACAAAAAUCUUAUUUCUAACAAAAUUCAAUCUUGGUCUUAUUUGUUAGAUAAAACAGGCAAGCCAAAACGAAAAGGCGACCAAACACCAGAUAAAGUUGCAACACCUGUGCCGUCCUCAGCAGGAGUAGUGGAUGACAGCGGCCAGGGCAAUCAAACAAUCACCAAUGUAUUAUCUGGGGAAGACAUUGACUCACUUGCUGUCAAUAUGGAAGAGCUACAAAAGGUUUCUGACGUUUUUUUGUCAUAAUUUUCAUUUGCUCUUUCCAUUUUAUAAGAACCUUUUAUAAGCAAAAUUUUAAGAAUACUCUAAGGAUAUCAGUUCAAGUUUGAGAUUUUCUAAAAAAGUUAUUAUUUUGCUGUAAAAUAUUAAAAUUGUAAUUAAUUAAGGAUCAAGUUUAUUGAUAAGGCAACGUGUUUGAAAUCUUUGUGAUACAAUUAGCAGGGUGUUAUAAGCCAGAGAAAAAAAGUUUUGUCCGUUAAACAUAAAUUGGGAAAAUUUUUUUGACCGAUCAAGUCCCUGUGUAGGAAUAAAUAGUGUUUUUUUCCAACGUGUUUCUCCUUAGAUGCAAACAACGGUAGCUUGGUUUUGUACAUUUCAUUUCCGGUGAAUGAACACUGAAAAAUGCACCCGAUGGUACUUCGUUUUGUAUAUUUCAUUUUCGGUGAAUGAACACGGAUGCAUACCGAUUACACUUUGUUUUGUACAUUUCAUUUCAGUGAAUACACACCCAAUAUGAGUGAAACGCGUUACAUUUUGAGAAAAUAGUUAAUGGGAAAAAGUAAACAAAACGUUCUUUGAUAUAAUAAUAUAAAAUCAAACGCAAUGCACUUUCUCAUCAGAAAAAAUGAAAAUCUUCCAGUAGACCCAGUUGGGAAAGCCGCUUAGCUACUUCAAUUGGGAAGAGUCCGUCAAACGGACAGUAUAUGGGCUAGCUAACACCCUGAUUAGCAACUUCAGGCUUUAGUGGCGCAUUGCCAAAGCAAUGGCACUUAUGUGACAACAAUCAGUCAACACUCUACCGAAAGUUGUGGGUUUUAUCUGGGUACGCCAGUGCCCCCCUGAAGGGAAUGUCGACUCUUCUACCAUGCCGGAUUUUGAGGGGAGGUGCAUACCUCAAAACAGUGGAGCACAGAUUUUGGCUUAAAGGACAUUGGCAAUAAAAAAUUGGUUUGUCUUAUUCAAAAGAACUCUUAAAAUUAUAUAUUAAACUCUAUUACCGAUUUGUCAUAUCUUGCUUAGUUCUCAAAUAUCGCCAUCUUGUACUAAUUCUUGACACUCAUUAACUAUGGUUUUGAUAACGUCGGGAGUUGGGUUAACCAUAUAAAACUACUAGUCUGAAAAAUUGUUUGAAAUGUUUUUAAUCAUUUCUAAAUUUCAGACCGCAGCCAGAAACGAAGUUUUGGACCCAUAUUGAUCGCUUACUCUCAAGAUAAAAAAUAGCGUGGCCCCUCUCUUGACGUAACAUGCAUAUCCUCAAUAAUCCAAGAUGGCGAACAGCUCAUUUUUUUCAAUCGAAAUAUUUUGAAAACUAGGCAAGAUAUAAACAAUCUGUAAUAGAGUUUAAUAUAUAGUUUUAAGAGUUCUUUCAAAUGAACUAAACUGAUUUUUAUUGCCAAUGCACUGUUAAGUAGGAUAAUUACCAAUUAAAGUACAUGGGUAUAUAGUUUAUUUAAUCCAUUAAUGUCCAACACUUUUCUUUUAAUACUGAAUCAGCAAUUUGACAAUUAGUAAAUGACAAUGAAAGUUGGACUAGUUAAUGAUCGAACAAUAUAAGAAAUUCCAAGUGUCAUUGCUAUUUAUAGAACAGACCACCGAAACGUCCUAUGGUAGAGAGGACAUCACGUCAGGUGACUGUGAGGAAAGCUGUCAAGUUGAAAGAUGGAUCAAAUGCUGAAGCAAGGAAUGGAAAAACGUAAUAUGACAUGUUAAAUUAAAUUUAGUUCAAAAAGUCAUUGGUGUUUUGAACAGUAGCGUAGCCAGCCAGACGAUUUAGUUCCGCUAUGCAAAUAUUUUCGUGUUCAUUGACUGUGAAAACAAUCAAUUUCUAAAUACUUUUGAAUUUGCAUAGCGGGACUAAAGUGGCGGACUGGCUACGCCAGUGGUUUUGAAAUGUCAUAAUUAUAUAACAUCGUGCAGCAGUUAAACACCCAAGUGGCAACACAUUUUUCACCCAUUAAUUCAAAAUACCAUUAAAGCUUUUAAAUCUUAUGGGUGCGCGGAAAUACCAGAUUUAUUUCGAGUGUUGAACAUGAUAUCUCAUGAGUGAGCGCAGCGAACGAGUGAGAUAUCAUGUUCAACACUGUCAAGCAAAACAUGUUGACCGUACAUACGAGAAAGUAAACUUGUCAAGGAAAAUUUGCUCUAAAAUUUCUACAUGGCUGAGGGCUUUUAUUAUUAUUCUGGAUUUUCUGCAUGAACCGUUUAUCGUUAUUCAUUAUUCCGCUGUAUAUUACCUUUUCUAGUGUGACAGUAGCCCAUCGUGCAAAAACAGAUUCAGAGUUCAACGGUUACGAAAAAUUAGGUAUACGCAUUCGUUUAAUUUCAUUUACGUGUUGCGCCUACAUUGUUAAUUUACUCUGUUUGAGUAUACGAGAAAAUAAUUCCAGGAAACAAAGAUCCUUGUAUUGACGACACAACCCCUUUCUACGAACAUCAUAUUCUCGGAACGUUGCAAGAAUUCAGAGAACAAAAUGGAAAAAGUCUUCAGUCUAAGGUGAAAUACUGAUCAGUUUUCCUCUAAUUCCUCCGUAUACAUGUAUCUUUGUACGCCACGGACUUAAUAAGCAUAUUUUGGGUUCUUUAUUUCAGAAAAUUCCCAUGUCACAUAAUGAAAAGGUAACACACAAUAUUCCUUAUAUACAUACACGCUCGAUGUAAGACGUCAUAGGCUGAAGAGCGUUUUGAUGUACAAAAUUCUUAAUGAGCAGUCCGCUCCAAGUCUUAGAGAAAAAUUUAUAAAAAUUAAAGAUCUUAAUAGAGAAUAUAAUCUUCGAAGUAACGAUACUGAUCUAGCUCUUCCAAAACCUAAAACAAACUAUCUUAAACGAAGUUUUAAGUAUACAGUGGUGCUAUGCUGUAGAAUAGUCUUCCUUCUCAGGCGAAAAAGACAUCUUCGCUUUACCAAUUUAAACGCAGUAUGUCCACUAUAUCAGAGACUUAGGAGAACAAUUUGCAAGUAUAACACGCGAGUUAAAAUAGUUUGCAAGUAUAACACGCCCCAUCUGAAAAUCAACAGAUUGUAUUUUACAACUAUGUUGUGUAUGGCCAGCGUGGCUAAAUAAAUCUGUAAGUAAGUAACACUGGGCUUAAAAUAGUAUUUUAAUUUUCACGCUGGUCAUGGCGAGAGGUCAGUUCCAUUUGGUCCUGAUCAAACGGAAAUCUUGAUUUUUAUGUGUGGAAACAAGACCUUAGAACGCAUUUGAUUGGUUAAUCGUGGAGAUUAAGCGCACAUGAUUGGUUAAUCUAGUGGCAGUGAAAAUCUGAACCUCAACUGCACAUCCUAGCUACACCGCAUUAAAGUAUUAUUUCUGAAAUGUUCUUGUAUUUCUUUUAACCAGACGUAUGUUCCUGUACCAGCGACCAAAGUGGUCAAGGGCAGAACCUUCCCAUCUCACAUCUAUAAACCUCACGUAAGACAUUUCAUUAUGGUUCAUUUAUAGAUAAAGAUAUUAUGUCCCAGAUGCUAUUUAAUGUUCCAGGUGGUACUAGCUUUAAGAGAGGUCCUGAAGUCUACUAGGUCCCAUUUUCUAGCCCAAAUUUUCUCUAAAUCCCAUUACCCAGUCCUUCUUUUAGAUCAAAUCCCAGUUUCACUGUGAAAUUAAAAUUGGCGAAAGCUGUUGCGUGUUCCCUGCCAUGUGACUGUUCUGUAAAUGUUAAAAAUGUAAAAUGUAAAUAUAGUGUGAUAGAUGUAAUUGGCGAAGUUUAAUAAAUUAAAUUAAUUAAAUUAAAAGAAAAUGCCAGAGCCGGUGGUUCGCCAACGUGAUGACUUUUAAACGCGAUAGUGUCAGUCAAGGUAUAAUACGACUGACUUACAACCAUAGAUAUCUUAUAUACACUAGAUAGUGCAUAUAUGCGGUUUUCCUGCUUGUCAGUUUGGGGCGGCACUCUCGCUGCGAUGGUAACUCUUAGUUAAGUUGUUUUUUACCAUUACCAGUGGCAUAACGGAGGAAUAGGGGCCCUUAGGCAUAUUUGAUGUGGGCCCCCCUGGUAACUGUUAUCAUUGUUUGACUGAGAUAUUAUACACUUACAAGCACGAUCCAAUAAAAAGUUUAGGGUCGGGAUUUCGACGUCCAAAAGCUAGGUAGGGUCGGGAAAUCGGAAACCCCCAUAUUUUUUUUGCCCUAACAGUCUCCAACUCAUGCAACAACUAAUAAGAAUAACGUUUCUUUUAUUUGAGAUGGAAUAAAAGAAUCAGCUACCGUUGUCGAUGGAAGCUUUGUUAUUUAGCAUUUAAUUUAUUAAUUUUGUAUUUUCUCAUUGAUUCUUAACCUGCAUUUUUACGUUUUCUAAUUUAUGGGCGAUAGGCCGUGGCUAAUGGGCCCCUAACUGUCCUUAGUUUUUGAACUAACCCUACCUAAUGAGCGUUACGCCACUGACUAUUACUACAUAAUCUGACCCCAAACAUCACAUUGUAUGUAAUGUAGAUAAAUCAAUCAAGUGCUUUGACAAACUGGGAAAGACAGAUGGCACAAAGACGAAAACAACAAGGCAAUCUAGCUAGUACGUGGAAGAUUUCUUUUUUUAACUCUGUAAAAAUGUCCUUUGCACACGUAAAAAAUCUCAGAACUUGUCAACAGGAUGUGCUCGCAACAGGCUUGUAGCAAGUUUUAUUCAACAAGUUGUAACAGUGUUGUGAUUUUAUCAAGUUGCUGCAAGAUUGGACACUCACAAACUGUUAACCAAUUUUGAAUUGCAGGACGACAAUAAGUUGUUGGAACACAUUGUUACAAGUCUGUUGAAGUCAACAACUUUGUAGCAAAUUCUCAACAAGGUGGAAACAAGUCGUGCGAACACAUCCUGAUAACAAGUUGUUGAAACAGCAUUUGGUGCACGCCUAAAAAUCUCACAGCUUGUCAACAAGAUCUGUUCGCACUGCUUGUUCCCAGUUGUUGACUGAGUCUGGAACAAGUUGUUAUCACCUUGUUACAAGGUUGAUGAGGUCAACAGACUCGCAACAAGUUGUUUCAACAAGUCUGAUAUCGUCUGCACGUAACAAGUUGUUAACAACAAGCUCGUAAAAACUUGUUACGAACAGCCUGUAUUAGUCUUGUUGGAACAACUUGUGGCAAGUCUGUUACCGUCAUCAACCUUGUAACAAGGUGAUAACAACUUGUUCCAGACUUGUCACAACAACUGGGAACAAGCAGUGCGAACACAUCCUGAUAUCGGCUCGAAAACAACCUUGUUAUAACUUGUUUGGAGAUCUGUAACAACUUGCGCGUUAUUACGUGUGUACAACUCUGCGUGCUGCAGGUUUGUUACAAAUUGUGCUUGUUGUGACGGUUUAACGCAUGAUCAUCGUUAUAGUUAAGAAGCUGUCUUGUUAUUCUCGCUAGCCACACUGGCAUAAGACCGUUCCAGAUCAUAUUUCGACCAUCGUAUAGUUAGUGCCACUGACUAUAUAUAAACCCAAAUAUGAUUUUUUUUGGUUGGUAACAUUUGGGUCAUUUUAUAACAAGAAAUGUAAUCUCUUUAUCGUAAAAAACAAUCAACUUCACUGUCUAACUGUUACUGGAUAUGAUUUCAUUCGAUGGAUUUUAGCAGCAAAAUGCGAAGGAAAACUAAUUUGCGGUUUAUUUAAUGACUUUUUUAUUUAAAUUUUUUAUUUAAAUUUUUUAUUUAUUUUUAUUUUUAUAUUUUAUUUUAAUUCCUAUUCAGCAUCAGCUUUUACAGUGAAAAAGUUGACCAUGAUGAGGUUUUUCUGUAAAUAUAUGUUACAUAUCUUCUCAGAAUGACCCAAAUAUUACCCGUAAUAAAAAUCAUAUUUGGGGGCUUAAUUUAGUAAAUACUACAUAAUAUUGUGCUUACAGUAAUUUGUGACACUAUUUAGAAUUGUUACAUACAUCGACAGAAAUGUUAGGAAUGAAUCAGAAUGAAGAAUAUCGCGCCACCCAGGAAGAAAGGUUAGUGUAAAAAAAUUACUUUAUCAUGUGUAAUUUGAAACUGGAAAGACCUAGCUUGCUCAAGUAUUCGAGUCCCGUUCGUGUUUAUGCCGCUUGGACGUUGUUAAGAAAACGAGACUAACAAUUUUUCUGUGAACGUUCAUCCACUACAGGCAUCUAAUAGACAGAAGUAUUCAUUCAAAAGAUUAUGGGAAAGGAUGUAAGUUUGCCAAUCUCGUCUAUCAAUAAUAAUGUUCAAUGGUGAGCAAAAAAACUUUGCAUUUGUGUUUUUACUGGUUUUCUAUCAAGAUUUGCAUUAUUUUCUUCCGUUGUUCUAGAUCGAAUCGGAAGUGAAUUUUGGAAGCAGGCAGAACUGAUAGGGGAUGAUGAUACUGGAAUUCAGUAAGUUACGGGACAGUGUACAUGUCGGCCAGCCAGAAAUGUUAAGGGAAAAGUUUCUUACUUUUUAUAACAUAAAUUUUACACAAUAGCUUUUGUUAUAUAUUUGGAUAAAAUGAUAAAACUGCCAAAGCCCAACUUUCCAAAAUGGCUAGAAAUGCCAUUUCGGUCACCUACCGGUCACCAUGCUCUGUGAGCAGACAGGUAUCAUAAGGUGGCUGCCAGAGGCGCUCUUGGAAAGCCUUGGACUCCCUCAGGUUGAUGAUAAGCACCCCCCCCCCCACACUUACUAACUUGCGACCACCACUUGCUAACUUAGAACGUACGACCACGUACGCCCUCGUAUGGCAUUUCUGAAGCAUUUUCAAAACUUUGACCAUCAUGAUAAACCACCUUCUUCUUGACAGUAUGACGCUAACACAGACAGAACGAGGUUAUCCACCGGUGGUUGAAAACGUGGGCAAACCUGUUACCGUUAGAAGAGAAAUGGGUAAGUUAGUAACUAUAUUAUUUAGAUUAAAUAGAUGUUCAAAAUAACAAGAAGCACUUAAUCGUUUUAAAGAACUGGGACUGGUUGUAUAAAAAGUUAACUACAAUUAGUACGAAAGUUAACCAAUCAAAAUGCAGUAUUUUAGAGUAAAUUACUAUUUAGCGACAAAACUGUGGUUAAAAGAUAGUUAAGAAUUAUACAGCUGACCUCUGGCCUUUACAGGAGAUUGUGCAUGAGUACGGUGUAAGAAAGAGCUUUCAAACUCGUUAAUAACUGUGAUUUAUUCUUAUGAGAUGUCAUUUCAAAUCCUCCAGUAUGGACUGGACUGGAUUUCAAGUCCUUGAAAUCUAGUCCAGCCAUCAUAGUCGAAAUAUUACAUCCAGUAUAUGUAUAGGUUAUUUUGAGGCAACGAGGGGACAUAUGAUUUAUGCAUCGUGCGUAAAUUAUACAAUGGGCUAACUGCACAUUCAGUUUACUCUGCCCUGCAAAGCAAGACAAACUUUUGCUAAUUUCUCAUCCUGACCAAUUUUCAUCCAAGAUAAACCAAAAUUUAUUCAAUUUGUCCUUGGGCAAUGUCCAUAUUAGUUAUCGUGCAAGCAAGCAAACAAACAGGCAGGCAGGCAGGCAGGCAGGCAGGCAGGCAGGCAGGCAGGCAGGCAGGCAGACAGACAGACAGACAGACAGACAGACAGACACAUAGAAACGCGAAUGAAAACAUAACUUCCUGGCGGAGGUAAUAGGGGGUGGCUCUUACUUGACCUCUAGGAACUGAUAAAGCUAUCCAGUAAAAAUAAAGUUACUUAGUUUAGGAUUCCUCUUGUAGUAACACUGAUCCAAUAAGAUACCGCCCUUGUGCUGGCCUCUAGAAAGAACAGUUUAGAACUGAUAGGACUAUAACAUCUAUAAAUAAAGUUAGUUGCUAUAAAUAAAGUUAGUUUAUUUUGUGAUUCUCUCGAAAGGUAUUGAUUGGUCAGAUACGGAAUCAUAUCGCAGUACCCUGGUCCAUCAUCCCUGGAGGAAAUCUGAUUAUCUUCACAAGAGAAAGGAGGAACUGAAAGAAGUUAUCGAUGAACUAUGUCCACAUAAACCUGUAUGUAUUACUCAGACACCUACGCGGCUAUAGCAAAAGUUGGACAACUCUAAUACGGACAUCGAAGGGAUACAGUAGUCUCCGUAUUAGAGAAUAAAAUACGAAAAUUAUGUUGUCGAAACAUUGGAACCUGUUAGAAAGGUGUCCGUAUUUAGUAGUUCUACUUAAUACGUAUUAAGUAUUCAGUUACAGCUAUAGAACUGUCCGUAUUAGAGACGUGUCCAUAUUAGACAGGUGUUUUCAUUAGAGAGGUGUUUGUAUUAGAGAGUUAUACAUCUUAGAGAGUUAUCCGUAUUAGGGAAGUGUCUGUAUUAGAGAGAUGUUCGUAUUAGAGAGGUAUUCGUAUUAGAGAGAUGUCCAUAUUAGAGAAGUAUCCGUAUUAGGGAGGUGUCUGUAUUAGAGAGUUGUCUCUAUUAGAGAGUUAUCCAGAUUAGGGAGGUGUCUGUGUUAGACAGUUAUCCGGAUAGGGUAGUGCCUGUAUUUUUAUCCUUUAUAUCUCACAGUUGUGAACUUGGGUGGAAUUAGUCACAUGGUAUUUUAUUUCUGUUGCUAGUAUCUUCAAGAACUGGAGGUGAUAGGUCAAUCAUUGGACAAUGAAAUGACAACUUCAUCAAAUAAUCAAGACAGCCCCACGACAAGAAUGGAUUCUUUAACUCCGCAGUUUGACGAAACCUCACACGAAGAAAUGUAAGUUGGAUUAACCUUGACAUAGCAAUCGCUAAAGUCUUCUUUGAAAUUAUUUUUCAUGUUUACUCUAUGCCAACGACGUCGUAACCUCUGGUCAACAUGCGCCCAUCGCAAUUUAAUAAUAUUAAUAAAAAUGUAUUCAAGCACGGUGAUUUCAUCAGGAUUUCUAUGAAAUUUACAAACAAAUUAAUUACGGUACAAUUAAAAAAGUUGCACAGUCAAGCAGUUAUCAAAUAUGUCACAGAAGUGGUAAAGGACAUGUGUGACAACUGAAUGGUAUCCUUUUCUUACGUUUUUGGCCAGGAGUGGGUAUUUAUUUUUAAUUGAUAUUUAAGGUUGGGUCAAAAUAUUUGUACCUAUUAAUGAUUGAAUCAGCAAAAAUUUUACUAUAAAGAAAAAUCGUCCUCUUCGGUGCCACCCCGCCGCCAUAAAUAAUAACCGGUCCCUUAUAUCAACUUUUCUAAAUUUCUAGCGAUCCUCUAUCGAUGCUUCCCGAUGUUUACCCUCAGCCGAUAUUUGGCCCAUCUCUAAUGAUUGCCGGUCGUUCCGCUGCUUGGAACGGCUCAACUAACAAUAGAGUUGGUGAAAUAGGACUCUCAUGUCGUGUGUUACUGGAAGCAAAGGUCAAAGAAAGAGUCGUGUCCACUUUGGAUGUUCAAAAUAAUGGAACAGCAGCUAUAUAUUAUUCGUGGAUGGUAAAAAGUCCUAUUAUAACUAUCGUGCAUUGCGUAGUAAUUUUGCCAGUAGAACUCUGCUAUCUCGAACAUGCAAGAGAAACAGAAAAAAAUUCUAGAUCCGAGCGGUAGUUAGAGAUAUAAUCUUAAGUCAUUUAUUUUUCUUUCAUUCAGUAUGUUCCAAUGCAAAACACACUGGGUACAAGUUUAGCUGGUCAACAGCAAAGGUUCUACUUCGACAAAAACAGCGGUAAGUUUUUUACCAACCCUGACGAUGACGAUUUCCCUAACUUUUCUGUUAGAAGCGAAGUGGUGAUAAAAUGUCCCCACACUACAAUGUGUAUAAAGAAGUAAUCCAGUUUUCGAGUGCUCGUGUGCGCUUAAUAUUGAGUGCACAGAUUGAUGAUAGCUUUCGAAUGACACAUUGUUGGUAUUAUUUUGAGCAAAAAUGACCGAAUACAAGCCAAUUGAAAAUUGCUACUUGAAAUCACAAUUUCCACCUAUGUGCAUAUAUCAUUAAAGCAGUGUAGAACAAAAGAAAAAACAAUUAAUCAUCUAAUAUGUCAAUAAGCUGCUUACAACAGCAGUGACUAGAUGUUACUUAGGGCUUUUGAAAUUAACAUUCAUGAAUCUUAGAUCCAAAUAGCCGGCGAGGCAGGCUCUGCCAAUAGUUUUUCACCAAUGCGAUUUCCGCUUGCAAUUUUUAUUCGCUUCGUAUUUGGCCAUUCUAUCGAUUAUAAUAAUACAAAAAAGCUAUCAUUGGACAGCUGAAAGCCUGAAUUCUCUUGCUGCGUAAAAAUGUUAUCGACAAACUUUGUGUCUAAUACCUUUUUAUAUCCACAUGACACUGUACGAACCUAAGCAAAAACUGUCAUUUUCUCUAGGUGUAAUUCUCCCUGGCGAUACGUUAAGAUUUCCUUUCACAUUCAAGUCGACCAAUCCCGGGAUGUUUUGCGAACAAUGGCAGUUGGACACGCAGCCUAGCCUCAAUGGUGGGGCGGCUAUCCGAGUCUUGCUUAAAGGACUGGCACUACAAGAUGACUUGAAUGCGGAGAAGCGAGCCGCGCUUGAGAAAGAACUUGGUCAGCGGCAAAUGAAACAGAUUGUCCAGAGUAUUAUUAAUGAGAUAUUAGAUGGUGUACGAAGUCCUGAGAGGUCUGCUAGCCCAGUGGAUGCUUAUAUUACGGUAUGUUCGUGGCUUGCAUGAUGUAAAAUCGGCAAAAAUAUCCAUCCAGGCCAGGUGGGAUAAACUCUUCAUUUCCAAUGUGGAAAAUUUUAUUCUACUUGACUGAGAUCCCACCUAGCCGGGCUGACUCGACAGUUUCUUAGGGAGCGGUCAUUAUUUAUGGCGGGGGUGGCACCGAAGAGAAAAGGGUUGGGUAAACAACAUUUUGAGUGAGUAAAAGGUUGGGUAAAUGAAAAAAAAAACAACUGAAGGGUUGGGUAAUAAAAAUUUAUUUUCAUUUCCAAACCAUGAUUCACUCAAAAAGACAAAAAGCAAUAUCAACAGUCAUAUGUCAAUACAACAUGUAAAUCAAUCAGAGUCACUAUCCUGAUCAUUUUUCGAUCUGUCACCAGGCAAAUGGUGUCUCCAAAGAAAGUACAUGUGCAGACAACAUGAAACUUUAGUUACCAAAUUCAUGUCACAGAAGUGGGGAAAGACAUGUGUGACAGCUGAAUGGUAUCCUUUUGUAACGUUUUUGGCCAGGGAUGGGUAUUUAUUUUUUGACUUUUUAUUGGUUGGAUCAGCAAAAUUUUUGCUAAGAAAAACAUUUCUCUUCGGUGCCCCCUUCCCACACACACACACCACAAAUAAUGAUCGCUCCCUCAUAUGAACAUAAAUUGAAUUUUAUAUGCACUCACGGGAGUUUCCCAGUUAGCUGGGUUCGUAUGAAAAUGGAAACGAGGUUCACUGGACAUCUACAAGCCCUGAGGAACUACUGCACUGAAAUGUUUGUUUGUACUUUAGGAUGAAGAGUUGUUCAUACGAAGGAAUCCAGAGGUGUGUAUGAAUCUUGUGCGUUGUUUGAGUCUUUUGCUAUUAUAGCUGUGUCCUGCAUUUUAAGUACUAGAUAAAACAUGAGCAGCCGUGUUGUAUCGGAUAUACAAACUCGUGCGCGAGAGUUUGUACAUCCGAUACAACACGGACGCGAAUGUUGUAAAUGGCUUGUGAAACGUCUUGAUCAGAACAUUCGUAUUCUUCAACAAUUUAAAAUAAAUGAAUGAUAUUUGGUGAGAAAAUUGAAAACUUGAAGUUUAUGCAAAUCAGCAUGAUUCUGUAUCAGAUAUGCAAACUCCUUCACAGUCAUGAUUUCUUUUGUGUCUUCUUCGUGAAUUUUUAACGAGUUUCACAAUUAACUUCAUUGUUUAGAUGUUUUACGACGAAGAAAUUUUCGAAGAAUUAAAACAGUUGUAUCUGGACAUUGAGCCCGAAGGGGAAUGGGACUUAAGCCUGUCUUCUUUACGCCAGGUAAUGAAAAGAUAUCAAAGUUCCCUCUAGGUUUCUACACUUCUUUUUGUUUACCUUAAUGGGUCCGCCGCUCAUGUACGCGGAUACCAAUAAUCUCUACCCCCAUCCUGAUUUGCUGUGUGAAAAACACCACUUAAUUUGCUUUGCAAGGCUUUCAAUCCAUGCAUAACCCAGGACCUUCAUAACAGGAACCUCAAUUAGGACGGCAACGCUAAAAAGACGGCAAACAAACUCGUUGAACUGAACGAUUAUGAAGAAAACCUGUUGUUUACUAUCCAUCGUAACCGAUUAUUAUUUGUGACGGGGGCGAUCAAUUGCCUCCUUGCUUCCUAUAAUUACGGUGCAGUUCAUAGUUUUUGAAGUGUUAAAUUUAAAGCUGUUUCUUGUCAGAUGCCCGCACUAUAAGCCUUGCUUAAGUUCACUAAUAUGGUCUGAUGAAACAAACAGCAAACUGCAAAUUACAGUCCAGAUUUAUAGACUCAUUGCACCAAGAAACGCACAGCAGAAAUUUGCAUAUACCGCAUUUCCUCUAUGACAUAUUGUCAGACCAAAUUCUCAGCAUUAUACUGAGCUUUGCUGUCUCUAUUGAUCGUUGUUUAGUUGAUAAUGUUAAGUCAAUAUGAAGACGAUGAAAAAAUGGAUGGAUAUCUCAGUAGACUCAAUGAACACGUCAAGAAAUUGGCGUUCGCUCAACGUGUUCCUAUCAAGGAGGAAAUGUACAGCACAUGGUAAGCCAAACUUAGAUUACUAAAUUCACUGAGUUUUUUUUCUUCUUGAAGAUAUUAUAGAAUUUAAGUUUAUCCAUAAGUUUAAAGCUACCGAGUUUAACAUCCGAAACCUUUUUGCUGGUUUAAUUAAACAAGCAGAUAAUUUCUCAAAACGAGCUUUAAAUAUAGCGGUGCUUAUCUUUGGAAUAACGUUCCGCUUGAAGCUAAGCAAGCUCAAUCGAUUUACUUAUUUAAAAAAUGUAUAAAACAAAAUAUUCGAUGUUAAUAAUCGAGUCUGGAUUCUUUAAUCAUCUUUAUCUGGGACACACCACCGUAAAUUAUAGUAAGUUUUGAUAAUGUGCACAUAGUAGUUGACUUAGUUUCCUUCUUUUCAUAUUCUUUGUAAUAUUUUUAUAUGGACGCUCCCCCCCCCGUGAAAAUCAACUUUUGCAGUUGUUGGGGCUAGCAUCGUUAAAUGAAGUGUGUAAUAGUAUUAAUAAAAAUGAAGUAAUAGAAUGCUAUUCCCCGGACGAAUUGCAUUCACACGAUCCAAAGUUUCGACACUCCAGUCUGGUGUCUUCAUGCAAGUUUAUAUAAUAUGAGAAAUGUUUUUGCUGCUUUCAGUAACAGAAUGCAAUCCCCCGAACAAAUUGCAUUUAUGAUCCAAAGUUUCGACACUCCAGUCUAUAGUGUCUUCGUGCAAGUAUAAUUAUUUGUUAUAAUAUGAGAAAUGUUUCUGCUACUCCUUGCAGUUACAUGAUGUUAUGUGAGCUGGUCGACAAUCUUGUCACUAAAUCUGAUAUGAUGCGCAGUUCUAUGGGAUUACCGCUGAAAGAUAUGAUUGAAGACACCGCCGUGGACGAAGGUAUGUAGUAUAAUAUGUUCAAUUGUGAAAAAUGUUGCGCAAUUUCAUUGCAUAUAUUGCAUUCCGAGAAAUAACUUAUUGUCAAAUUUAUGUAAACCGUCUGUAAAAUGAAUCCUAUCUGCGCUAGCCCUAGUUUUUGGCAAAGAAUUUGACUCUUUUGGUGCUAAGCUCGUGUUUAACUGUGUAGAUUGUAACUGAAAGAAAGAGAUUUUUAAGGAUAACUUAGCCUUUUAUAACUACCGACGCGUGUUAUGCGGAAGCUUGUCAUUCCAAGUGAUACGACAAAUAAUUCUUUACUUUUUUAGCGCCUGACAAGAAAUCGAGAAAGACUGAUCCAGGUCGCCUUACUGUCGACAAAAAAGACGGCAGGAAGGACAAGAAAGGCUUAGUAAGAUUCACAGCUACUACUGCAUUAUGGGAUAGCAAAUUAUAAUCAUGAUAUUACGCCCGUUUCAAAAUUACGCGACCAGGCCAAAAAUAACUAAGAGUUGACAUGCCAGUUUUAUGUCACACGGUCACGAAGUUCAAAUUGUUUACAACUUUGAGUUUCGUGAAUAAAACUGACAUUUGAACUGAGUUUAUUUUCGGGUGGGUCGCGUAAUUUUGAAAAUGCGUGUAAUAUUUACACGCAAAACAACCUCUAUGCUACCUCUAUACUCUAACUCCAGUUUAUAAAUUAAAAAUCUCUUUAUUUUUCAGAUAAUCUUUUAAUAAUUUAACACAAUAUAAUGAACCUAACGUUAAAUGGAUAGUUUUCACUGCUAUCACAACACUUAGUUAAAAUUUCCUAGUUAACGUGAAAAUGUUCCUAUAUUUGGAUUAACUUAAUAUUCCUGGUUACAUUUCCCGGUUUCAUUUCCUACCAUCGUCUGGUUAAUGUAACCAGAACGGGCAGGAGUGCGUAUAUUUGACCAGGAUGUCCUUGGUAAAGUAACCAGACUACGGUAGGUGGAUGUAUAGUAUAACCAGAGCUCCUGGUAAUUUAUACACCUAGUAUCAUAGCCUGGUUAAUUUAAAGGCCAACUCUGGGAUGGUAAGUCCUUGAAAAUCAGUAUAGAAGUCCUUGAAAGUACUGGAAUUAAUUUCCUUAACCUCCAGUUGUGCCAAGAUUAGUGAUUUUGAUUAAAAUUACUGAAUAAAGUGAAUUAGGUUUACGGCAAAUCCGUGCCAUUUUCAAACAUUUUUCACAGUUCUAUCCCUUCGAUGUCCUUGAAUUUGCUGAAAAAGGGCCUUGAAAGUCCUGGAAAAGUCCUUGAAUUUCACCUUCACCAACGGGUGGACACCCUGAACUCGCCUAAACUCACCGCGAGAUAAUGCGAGUUUAGGCGAUUUAAGGUAAAUUUCGAUCAAUCAUAACCCGCGAUUUAAGGCUGUUUAAAUUAAAAGGGAUUUUAUGGGAUUUACCAUCUCAAAAACAGGCAUGGCCAACUCUGGAACGGUAACUCGCCUAAACUCGCCGCGAGACAAUGCGAGUUUAGGCGAUUUAAGAAAACUUCGGCUAAUUAUAAGCCGCAAUUUAAGGUGAGUUCACGCGGUUUAAGGCGACUUAAGGCGAGUUACCAAAUCCAAAGUAGGCCUAACUUAACUGGGAAGUCCUAGUCAGAUUAACCAGACUAUAAUAAUCAGGAAUAUUAUAAGGUAAUAAUCAGGAAUAUUAUAAGUUAACCCAAAUAGGGUUAUUUCCAAGCUAACCCGGAACAUUUUAACCAGACUGUUUUUAGGGUAUAAGACAUGCAACGGUAAAAAAGAUAAAGUGUAAGUUAAGAAUUAUCAGUGUUAACGGGCCUGAAAAUAAUUUUAUUGCGAUAAAAGCUUAAAAAGUUAACUUAUUAACAACUAACAACUAAUACAGAAUAAUUUAAAUGUUACUAAUCAUUUCUUAAAUGCUGAUAAUUGUUUCUAAUUACAUAAUUUGUAACACAAUUUAAAUAUUGAACAAUAAUGAGUUUAAUAAAAGUUUUACAAUAAUAUAAUUUAAUUAAGAACUAUAUAUACUAGGUGAACAUAUAAACUCUAAAUUGUAAAUAAUGUUAACCCUUGUCAAAAUGUGUAUAUGCUAUACAGUUUAUAUGUUAAUAUUGUAUACUUUAAAAUGAAAAUUAAAUUUAUAUGAACUAAUCUUAACACCAACCUAAAUUUUGCACAGGUUAUAUUUUACACGAGACUGCUCAAGUGAUGGGUCGUGUAUGAUCUUAAAUUGCGGUUGCCAUAGAGUAUUUUAAUUAAAUACAAAUAUAGACACUCUGUCAAUUGUUAACAUUUUUCAUUCUCGACUAUACAUUGAAGAUUAUCCUGCGGAUGACUUAAAUGUAUAGUCGAAACGUAUAGAGAAGGGAAGCACUGAUGAAGAUCCGGGCUUACGGAUCGAAAGCUCUGCAGUAAUAAAUUUACGUGUGUUUCGACAAACAAAACUAUUAUAUAAUUUACGGAGUGUUAUUGUUUUGUGUUUAAUUAAAAUGUGUGAUCUUAAUUGGUGUGUAUAUUUUAAUUCUUCAUUAUUACAUUAUAUUUGUGUUUGUUAAAUUUUCCAAAAUGUUGCAUCAAUUUCCACAUUAAUUGACAAGCUCAAUUUAACUACCGUCCUAAUCCCAACCCUAAUGCUAAUCUUAACUUAACUUAACCCUAAUCGUAAUUUUAAUCCUAAAAUCUUAAUCCCCCUUCUUGGGUCAUGGAAAACCAGUGGAAUCUCAAAAUCCCGGCCUGGGAGUCCUGGAAAAUCCGUUUUAGUCAUGGCAAGUCAUGGAAAAUUAGGAAUUUACGUGAAAAAUGUUUUACUUAUUCUCCAUUUAUCAGUCGAGAAAAAACAUGAAUUGUGAUAAAUAUUUUUGCGAGAAAAUUGUUGACGAUAUUUUCUAUAAGGUAUAUCAUCCAUGUUAUAUGGAAAGUCACCCAAAAUAAUUCAUUUUAUGCAAUUGGAUCCUGUCAGCUUUGUUCAUUUUUAUCUUAGGAUAGACCAGUUUCAUCACACAAACUUAAAACACCGAAUGAAAAGACAAGGCCUACAAGAGGUAAAGACUAUAUUAAAGUAUAUUAAACGACAGUUAUUGAAUGAUAUGAGGACUUUUCAAGCCCGAAAUUUGUUGAUAACAAAGUGAGAGUUUGAUAAUAUUUCAUAUCUUGCGAAAACCGAAUUCAAUAAUUGUUUUAUUAUCUAUUUACAAGAUGAAAAAGACAUCGAUGGGGCUUCAAUUCGUCGAAAUAAUCACGUGUUAUCAUGUCACGUUGAAUAUUAUGUCAAAAAUCCUUAUUAAUUUGGUCAGCUAUUGAGUUCAUAGUUGACGAUUUCACAGUUAGCCAAUAAUAAUGAUUUAUUUACAUAUUUAAUGUGAGUCAGAAGAAAAGUUAUGGUUGGUAUCAAUUAAAACAUAUCAGCACUACUUUAUUGACGAUAAUUUUACUUUUAAAACUUAGAGUUUUUGUUCGUGCAUUAGAUUUGUAUGUUGAACUUCAGUUCAAAGGUCUUGAGGCCUACAUCACAAUUAUCAGAGACAUUACUCUGUGAACAGGCUCCCUGUGAAAAUAGUGGAUCUUCUGACGGAAUAGUACAUUAUUUUCAAAAUCACUAAAAUCUGCCAUUCCGGAGAAAGAAAAAUCGAUGUUAAGAAGUUAUUUUAUCUCACAGGAAGUUCCAGCGCUCAAUCAAAAUUAUCAACUGAAGAUGCUCAGGAGCAAGUUAAUGUAAGUCUGUUCCUUCAACUUUAUCUCGAAACCAAAAGGGAAAUCACAAACAAACAAAACAAACAAAACAAAACAAACAAAACAAAACAAAACAAACAAGCAAGCAAGCAAGCAAACAAACAAACAAACAAACAAACAAACAAACAAACAAACAAACAAACAAACAAACAAACAAACAAACAAACAAACAAACAAACAAACAAACAAAUUUGAAUAUCUAAACAAACAAACAAACAAACAAACAAAUUUGAAUAUCUCGAUAUCUGCUUCAUAAACAAACAAACAAAUUUGAAUAUCUCGAUAUCUGCUUCAUAAAACCCAAAAGUCUAAAAAUGUCAAACUGUUGUUCACCUGAAUUAUUUGAAAACAGUAUCCAGCCAUUUUAAAUAUACAAACGGGGGACCACAAGCAUGCAUAUAGGUAAUGUCUUAUCUUAUCUUUCAAACGUACACAUUUAUCUUCAAACUUGCCUUUAUCUUCAACCUUUUUUGCGUCAAAGCGCUAACACAUGCGUCGACUUAUUUUCCACAAUCACGACAAAUUUUAACAUUCCAACACUUUCUGUUUUAGAACUUCGUUGUCACUUUAUCAGACUCGUCUACAGAGCAGCCAGUUAAUUUGCUCAGAGAAGAUCAAUAUAAAGAGAAGUAUUUUGCCCAGG